GUUGCGUUACGUUCUCCGAAGCCAUUUUGGACUCUGUUCCGUUUCAUGCAUGUCAGAAUCGGACCCUGUCCAGCCAUACUCUCUGUGCACUGGGGAAAGAAGCUUUGCGGAGAGGCUUUGCGCGGGAAUCCCUCGGCUAUCCGUGUUAUUUGACGCUGAAUUCAGAGGAGGGCGUUUCUGUGGAAUACCGGCGCUUCCCGAUGGAUUUGUCCGUGUGAUAAAGUUUUAUUCAGCCCGAGCGGCGGGGUGGACGGACGGACGGACGGACGGACGGACGUCGGGCCGACGGUCUCUCGGGCUCGUUGUGGGUGUGUGUGUCUUCCCCGAUCAUUUUAAAUGUUCUCGAAGCAGAAGACGCCGGAAAGGAGCAAAUCUGGGGUGUAUUUGGAUCACUAGAGGAAUAUGUUCGCUCCCUGGCUGACUUUUGCACUUCUUCUGGGAACUUUCUGUGCAGACCCCAGCCAUGGGGAGGUGGAGACGCGGGAAUGCUUGUACUUCAACGUCAACUGGGAGAUCGAGAAGACGAACCGCAGCGGCGUGGAGCGAUGUGAGGGCGAGAAGGACAAACGCUCGCACUGCUACGCCUCCUGGAGGAAUGACUCGGGCAGCAUCGAGCUCGUCAAGAAGGGAUGCUGGUUAGACGACUUCAACUGCUAUGACAGACAGGAGUGUGUGGCCACAGAGGAGAACCCUCAGGUCUUCUUCUGCUGCUGUGAAGGAAACUUCUGCAAUGAGAGAUUCACACACCUGCCCGACGUCAACGGACCAGAAAUCAAGCCGCCUCCUCCGACGCCUUCUCUGUUGAACGUGCUGGUUUACUCGCUGUUGCCCAUCACUAUGUUGUCCAUGGCGCUGCUGCUGGCAUUCUGGAUGUACCGUCACCGCAAACCGCCGUACGGACACGUGGACAUCAACGAGGACCCUGGUCCAGCGCCCCCUUCGCCGCUUGCGGGACUCAAACCGCUGCAGUUACUGGAGAUUAAAGCUCGAGGGCGCUUCGGCUGCGUGUGGAAAGCACAGAUGAUGAAUGAAUAUGUAGCUGUGAAGAUUUUCCCCAUUCAGGACAAGCUGUCGUGGCAGAGCGAGCGCGACAUGUUCUCGACGCCAGGCAUGAAACACGAUAACCUCCUGCGCUACAUCACCGCUGAGAAACGCGGGACUAACCUGGAGACGGAGUUCUGGCUCAUCACUGAAUUUCAUGAGAGGGGUUCGCUGACGGACUAUCUGAAGGGGAACGCUGUGAGCUGGAAUGAACUGUGUCACAUCGCUGAGACGAUGGCGUGCGGUUUGGCGUACCUUCAUGAGGAUGUUCCUCGAUUUAAAGGGGAAGGACCAAAACCAGCGAUCGCUCACCGAGACUUCAAGAGUAAAAACGUGAUGUUGAAGACGGAUCUCACAGCUGUGAUUGGUGAUUUCGGGUUGGCGGUUCGAUUUGAGCCGGGUAUACCGCCUGGAGAUACACACGGUCAGGUUGGCACGUGGCGGUACAUGGCACCGGAGGUGUUGGAGGGGGCGAUUAACUUCCAGCGAGACUCGUUCUUGCGGAUAGACAUGUACGCUAUGGGUCUGGUGCUGUGGGAGCUGGUGUCACGCUGCAAAGCAUCCGAUGGUCCUAUAGGCGAGUAUAUGCUGCCAUUCGAGGAGGAGAUCGGACAGCAUCCGUCACUGGAGGAUCUGCAGGACGUGGUGGUCCAUAAGAAGUUGCGUCCGGUGUUUAAAGACUGCUGGUUCAAGCAUUCUGGUCUGACGCAGAUGUGCGAGACGAUAGAGGAAUGCUGGGAUCACGACGCUGAGGCGCGACUGUCGGCCGGUUGCGUGGAGGAACGCAUCUCUCAGAUCCGCCGCCUGGUCAGCGCCACUACCUCAGACUGCCUGGUUUCCAUGGUGACGUCCGUCACGAACGUGGACCUUCCGCCCAAAGAGUCCAGUAUCUGAGUCACGACGCAACGCUCGACGUGGAGCGAAACGAACACGAAGCAAACAAAACAAGCAAACCCUCGUCUUUCCAGACUCGGUGUGAAUCUCAAACAUCAUGAAACCAGCUGCUAUUUUAUCCUAGCAUUUUUUUUAAACUUUAUUAUUAUUAUUAUUAUUAUUUUUCUGAUCGGAUCAAAACUACCAGCACACUUCUCUACUGUAUUUGUAUCAUUAGAGCAAACGCAGAGAUUUUAAAACAAUACAAGCCGAGAGAGGACGUCUUGACGUGCAUUCAGGUACCGACGUAUGAAUGCUGACAUGUGCAGGUACCUCAACGUUUCAACGGUUUUACUUCUCAUAACCACGACAUCAUAGUUUCAUAUUCGCCGCGUCGGACAUUUCAACAGUGCUGCAAAACCUGCGAGAAUCAUUAUGACUGUUACACGCGCAAUUGAACGCUCACGCAGGAUCUCCGUUUUUUCCUCUCCGACUGUACAUACGUAAAACAUGUCUUUUACGGAACUAACGGGUGUCGGAAGAGCACGGGAAAGACAUCUGGACUAAUUCCUUUGUUUGAUUGGGCCUUUUUCUGUGCGUGGUAUUGAAGUGGGUGACUGAAAAAGAGUUGGGUUGGGAAUUCUCUGGGUGAGAUCUCAGCCGUGGAGUGCGUUUGGAAAUACCGGAGGUCAUGUGAGCAUUUAGUUCAGUAUGGAAAUCUUUCUCAGGUAUCCAGUGUCACGGGGUUUUGGGGUCCAUGACUGCCUUCCCACAUCACAUUAGGACAGUAAUGUAAUGGUGACCAUGUGAAUUUAACUCUAAUCAUCAAAACAGAACAUGCAAGACUAUGAUGUGUAUGAGUGUGUGCGUGCGUGUGCGAGUAUGUUUGCGUGUGUACGCGAGUGUGUUUGCGUGCAUGCGCGUGCGAGCGUUUGCGCGAGUGCUUGCGCGUGCGAGCGUUGGCGCGAGGGCUUGCGCGUGCGAGCGUUGGCGCGAGGGCUUGCGCGUGUGUUCGCGUGCGUGCUUGCGCGUGUGAGCGUUUGCGCGUGCGAGCGUUUGCGUGCGUGCCUGUGUGCAUCCAUAUAAAGGUUUGGCUCAUGUGGCCGUCUAAACAAAAUUGUUUGUUUUUCCUGUCUGUUUGCUUUUGUAAUAAUGAAAGGUGCGUUUCUGAUAUCUGGAGCUUUGGAGCAGAAUCCUGACUCGGAUAUUUCACUCCAGAAUCAAAAGUAAAAGUAAAAUAUAAGAAAUGAUAUUUUGCAAAAAGAAAAUGAAGCCUAUUUAAGGAUCGUUAACAUCUUUAUUUUAGCAGCAGAUUUCCCCAAAAUUCUCAUUACCGUAAUGCGUCCAGGCGUUCAACUGGAUUCUCAUUUCUCCGAUACAAUCAUUUUAACACAGUGAUUCACUUUUAUAUUUAAAUCUGUGUAAAUUAAAGGCAGUACAAAGAAAUACUGCCCCCAAAAUGUAUUCCCUGUUUUAUUUGGGACUUGUAAGUUAAUAGCUACGGGUGCAAAUAAUAAUAAUGAAAAUGCGAUUUUGGGACGGGGUGCUCAUUCUUCAUUAAGAAAAUGUCAUAAUGCACAAAAUCGAAAUGGCACCAAAAAUAAGCUUCAUUUUCGUUUAAGCAAAAUGUAGUUAUUAUUAUUAUUAUUAUUAUUAUUUUUGUUUUGAUUUGGUGGUGGAAAAUAACCAUGACAUGUUCUUGACAGGGUUGUCCGAUCCCAACAGGAAGUGUUUGGGUCUGUGUGUGUUUUGUCGGGUCCCGUCAUGUAUACAGGGACCAAAUCUGAGAUAUGACCCAGCGGUAGCAAGACCUUCUUUGGGGGCUAAAAAUGCCAAUCGAGCGAUGUUGAACUCAUUUAGCAAAGAGAGUCAAAAACACACAGACGAUAAUCCGCAUAUGCCAUAAUGCAAGAGCCAAUUUCGGUAUCUUCUCCGUAACACUCGUUCUCAGAUUUAACCGCACCAGAACUUCAAAGGCUUCCGAGAUGAAAUGGCGCAACUCGAAACAAUAACAAUAACAUUAGAUGAGAAAACAAGGCGAGAGAUAUUAUUCAUGAACCACAGAUCACCUCAAACCAGAAAUACCUCAGAUUUUCUACGUGUUUGACUUCUGUUAUAUAUAUUGUUAGUUGUGUUGACUUGUAGUACGUAUAUUUUGAUGUACGUUGGCUUUUAUGAUUAAGUAAGUGGUUUUGGAGAAGUAGUAAAAAAAAUAAUCCAAAAUCUUUUACGAUUGCUACCAAGUUCUGUUGUAUAUAUGUGAGAACCCUUGAUGUAAAUAUCUGUAUACAGUUCUGUGUGUCCAGGGCAUUAUUCUUCAUUUGAGCUGCCGUCUGUUACUUCACGGGACAUUGAACCUCAACCGUUUGGCGCUUCUUCCCGAAACUCGAACAUAUCGCCCCGUUUUAACUUGCACAAUUUUUUACGCAUACUUAUGAAUUAUUCGCUCAGAGCGUUUGCGUGCGUGCGUGCGCAAGUGUUUGUGUGCAUGCAUGCACGUGUGAAUACGCGUGCGCAAACGUUUGCGUGCGUGUUUGCGUGUGUGCGCGAGUGUGUUUGCGUGCGUGUGUCCAUAUAAAGGUUUGGCCCAUGUGGCCGUCUAAACAAAAUUGUUUGUUUUUCCUGUCUGUUUUCUUUUGUAAUAAUGAAAGGUGCGUUUCUGAUAUGAAUUAUUCGCUCAGAGCGCCCUUACUAAACGACCUUCGCCCAAAUUGUAUCAAUGCAUAUUUACGCUCGUGUGAUUCAAAGAUGUUCCGAUGGAGCUUUUAUUUCAGGGCCAACUAGCGGUUUGGUGUCCCGCUGUCUUUCUGUCCCAUUUCAGUGUCUGCUGUCUGUACUCCUGAUGCACUGCAGCGGUUGCUUCUAUUCCCCGUCAAACUCGGCUUUACGUUUUCUAUUAUGGUGCCAUAUAUAUAAUGUCUGCGCGGAAACUGUACUCUCAUGUGCGCUUUGCUUGUCUGCUGUUUUCGGUGAGGUUUAGUUAAAUAUACGGUGACCCCUAAAGCGACUGCCUUUCGUGCAACGGCAGCCGCUAAGAUGCGAAUAGUCCGCGUGCAGGCUAGUGCAUGAUGCGUCUGCAAUUAACUGUGCUAAAAGAGUAAAGCUUAUGAAACACUUCGUUUUCCCGCGUGCUGUUCCGUCAUUGCAUAGUAUGCUCAUUUGACCGCUAACGAGGGUUGCACACCGCUAAUUAGCACUCCAGGUGCAUGCAACGAUGGCGCGCAAAGACACGGACUAGUGUCUAGGAAUACUUGGCUGCAUGCAUCAGUCUGCACGGACUGUGAGGAUGAUGCAAUUUACGUCCGGGCGGACUGUGCGCGAGACGUAGCGGUCUCGGACAACUGAAGUGUACUAUUGGCCGUAAGAGGAAAGAGUCUGGACUUAAUGUCGUACGCGGGACCGUGCACGGGUCAAACUGGCCUUUUACGUCUGUAAAUAACUUUGGAACCACUCUGAAGAUGAACGAUGCUCUGGCUAGCCUUAUUGUUGCAUAUGUAGCAUGCUUGAAAAGCGUUGUGGCUUUCUAAACGCGUAUUGCUCUCAGAGCAUUCUUGCUAUUUAUGAAACGGUGAAACGAGCGGAAGUGCCGCCCUCUGCCAAAGUAGCGCGCUUGCCGUUAGAGUGCUUUUAGCCAAUAAUGGGUGUGCUAUAAUUAGCGUGCGUCCCUUUUCCAUCUCGGAUGUUAUACUUCAGGAAUAUCACUUCGUCAACCAGGAAAGUUUGGAUGGGUCCAAUUGGCUCAGACGAUGUAGCAAGCAAUAUCUCCAGCAAUAGUUUGCAAUCGGGGCAUUGAUAUUGAACUUCAGGCGACCUACCAAAAUCAUUGUACACAUGAGAUGCUGUUGAUUACAUAGUAGUGCCAUGCUUCAAUAAACUGACCAUGUCUUUGUUUUUAAUUCACAUACGAUAUGUAGCCAAAUCCCUUGCAUUACUUUAUCUGCAAGAGCAUAACCAAAGGCUUUUAUUAUUUACCCGCAUUGCCACGCUGUGAGUGUUGUACGUUUACGGUGUUGGCGAUGUCCAAUGAAAUUGAAGUAUCUUUUCGGUUGAUUUUAUGCAUCGUAUUAUAGGCAGUUGACCGUUUUAAUUACUGUACUGUUAACGUUUCUCGUCUUUUGGAGGGUUUUUUCAUUCGAUUGACGGUUGAGUGACAGUUUUGCAUAAUGAGACGUGAUUUAUGCAAUACACUUUUACAGUUCGUUAUGCACUAAAACAGUCCAGAGCUUCUGUCGUCACUUCUGCUGUUGUGCCAAUCAAACAAGAUAUCAGCCUCACAAUUGUGUUUAAUGGGUGAAGACAGUAUAUUUUGCAUAAGUGAAGCUUGCUUUAGGACCAUUCAUAUUUUUUAACAGUAUUGUGACAUUUUUUUGACAAUUAAGUAUUUUUUACCAUAAUUCACUCUCACACACUCUCUCUCUUUAUAUAUAUAUAUAUAUAUGUGUGUGUAUAUAUAUAUAUAUAUAUGUACACACACACACACGUGUAUAUAUAAUGUACAUACACAAAUAAGUAUGUAUAUAUAUAUAUAAUGUACACACACACAUAUAAUACACACAAAUAUUUGUGUAUAUACAGUGUACACAAACACAUAUAUAAUGUACACACACAUAUAUAAUACAUACACAUGUGUAUAUACAGUGUACACACACACACGUGUAUAUACACAUAUAAUGUACACACACACAUAAAUACAAACACAUACAUGUGUGUAUAUACAGUGUACACAAACACAUAUAUAAUGUACACACACAUAUAAUGUACACACACAUAUAUAAUACAUACACAUAUAUGUGUAUAUACAGUGUACACAAACACAUAUAUAAUGUACACACACACACAUAAUGUACACACACACAUAUAUAAUACAUACACAUAUGUGUGUAUAUACAGUGUACACACACAUAUAAUGUACACACACA
Molecule: messenger RNA, 6833 nt
Organism: Xyrauchen texanus (razorback sucker)
Lineage: Eukaryota; Metazoa; Chordata; Actinopteri; Cypriniformes; Catostomidae
Product: activin receptor type-2B
Exons: 11
Coding region: 403-1935 (510 amino acids)
Biological process (GO): cellular response to growth factor stimulus; activin receptor signaling pathway; protein phosphorylation
Cellular component (GO): plasma membrane; activin receptor complex
Molecular function (GO): ATP binding; activin receptor activity; activin binding
Source: RefSeq, a predicted model, not a curated record